This is a messenger RNA of Dimorphilus gyrociliatus, 1673 nucleotides long. The record is from the annotation of a GenBank genome assembly. Lineage: Eukaryota; Metazoa; Annelida; Polychaeta; Dinophilidae.
AUUCCUCUCUAUCGUUUACUUCCGCUGUCAAGACUGGGCCUGCGAAUUUUUUUAAAUAGAAUAAAAAGUGCCAAUAGAUUUGUGUCUGAUAACUGUAUUUCUCCAAAAUGUCAGAUAUUCUGACCGAACCCGAUACAGGGAUAGGUUUUUAUAGAAUUAGCGACCCAAUAAAAAAUUUAAAAGUGAGAAUUCGAUUGGAAAAGGCGUCAAGCAUCAAUCUACCAAAGUUCCAAUCUGACGAUGAUCAAACAGGCGCAGAAGAAUAUGUUUUUGCAUGGCAAGAGAAAGUUCUAAGCAGACGAGAAUAUGAAUUAUAUUCGGGUGAAAAUUUUACACCAUCGAAUGGCUUGGAGCAAAGAUACAAAUCUCUCUCUAAGGAAGGCAGGAAGACCAAAAGGCUAUUUUCAUAUGUAGAUCACGAUGCUUUUGUAGGAUCUACAAAAAUGACACCGCUAGCUUCGAAUAUGACAGAAAUUAUUGAAAAUGAUGAGAGGAAAGCACCUGUGAGACAAAGGGGAAUUUCAAGACGACUUGAAGUUGAUUAUGAGCGGAAAGGUGAAAACACAAAAAGUUCUGCAUCGUAUAUAACUAUGUACAUCAUGGCUGAUUUAAAUGCUGCAGAAGAACCAGCUAUUCAAGGAAAUGAGGCCAUAUUGUGCACGAUAAAACACUAUUCUAACAAUGUUCUAAGCAUGAAGCCGAAUUUUAACAAAGGUAGGCAAAAUUAUCGCGUGAAUGUUGAGGGAAAACGUAGCGAACUUUUCGAAUAUACUAUUGAACACUGGAGUAAACAACCAUCUAAACAGGAAGAGGAAAAAGAAAAGAGAAUGUUCCAAAGUAUUUAUAAUCGAAGAGCAGAAAACUUGAAAGCUUUUGUUGGUUCAAGUGGUUUUGAUGGACUUCCUCCAAAUUCUUUACGAAUUGUAUUAAAUGGAGAAAUUCUCAGCGCUCAAAAUUUUGAAUAUUCAGGAGUGUAUGUUAACUAUUUCUUAGAGUUACCUACUGGUUGGAUGACAACUAAUUCUUUGGAUCUCUUUGGCACAACUUGUACUUGCUCCCUAAAAAAAGAGGGGAGAGGAAACAUUGCGCAUUUUUCGCACCCUUUCACUAUAGAAUUGAUUUAUACACCUCAAAGAUUAGUAAAACAAGAAUACUUUCCAGAAUGGCCCGAACUCUUUUUCGAGAUUAUUUCUUACGAUUCGUGGCAGAGAUUUCGAACCGAGGGAUAUACCUCUGUAAAAGUACCUCUGAAGCCUGGAAAGACUGAAAAUCAAUUACAAUGCUGGCGUCCAGUGGGUACAUCUAUCUUUACGUCUUUGAGAAGAUUUUUUAUUGGGGGAACAGCUGAAUUAGAGGAUACAACCUAUGUCUCAAAACCUUCAACAUUCCAAGGAAGUCAUUUGAGUAGAUAUGGAUUCAGAACAGAAAGUACUGGAGAUUUAAACGUUAGAUUGUACGCCGUCCAUCAGUCUAAAGCGGCUAAAGAUAAAUUGAACCAGCGAACAAAAGCCUGGAAUCUGGCAGAAAAGAUGGGUGCUGGCACAACUCAAGCUGCAGAUAUCUUUAGUCUUCUAGAAGCUUACAAAAGAGCUAAGGAAGCUAUGAUACAAGCUAGAGAACAUUUAAUUAAAGAUUAUGACACAAUGAAACCACCGGAAACUAGUGAAUGGUAG